AUGCUCAGCCGCCCCUGUGUGCACAACCCACGCAAUGUGCUGCCAGGGGCUUGCAGUCCCAGGCAUGGCAACCGCUUUCUUCAGCCGCCUGUCUCGUCGGACCUCCGGAAGCCAGUCGAGGUGGCCUGCCUGGCCUCGGUCGCCAGGGUCUGCUGGCACGUCCGUCGACUGAACGGUCGAAGUUUCUCACGCUUGAGACGUAGCCGUGUGCGGCUUGGUGCAAAGGCUCUGGCACAACUUCUGGUGGAUGGAGAUCAGGGUAGCAUUGAGCUCAUUGAGCAGGCCAUUGAGCACUUGCAGGGGCAGGGCCGCAGUGUCGUUGCUACGGUUUUUGCAGAGCCAAGAAGAGUGGAAAACAAGCAGUGGCAUGCGUUUCUUCGAGAGCGGCGAAUUAAGUUUUGUCCUGUGCCCCGUCGCGGAGGUAAAGAGGCCACCGAUCUUGCCAUUGAAUCUAGAUUGGUGCGACUGUCCCAGUCACCAGAUGAUCUGUGUGUAGCCUUGCUCACGAGCGACACUGACUUUGUGGACAUUGUUGAGGAGGUCGCGGCUUCCAAAGACAUGAUCGUCUUCCUCCCACAGUCUCGAGGCAAUGCCGCUCGAAAGUACAGAGCAACUAGUGCUACUGUGGUGCCCAUAGGCCGAAGCGAGGAGGGUCCCAAGGUCAGAGCCAUUCUUCACCCAGACGGAAGCGGGAGCGUCGAGAUGGCAGAGCCCUGGCAAAGCCCAAUUGAAGAGGAGGCUGAGCAUCUUACGCAGUUCUUGCAAGAUCUGGGCUAUCAUGGGGAACGCGGCUUGCUUGUGCAGGGCAUUGCAAAAUUUUGGGUCUCACACCGACUGGGACCACUGACGGUCUACCCGGCUGGGCUGGGAUGUGAAUCACUGCACAAGCUGCUUCAAGCUGCAGGCUCUCAAGUCUCUCAAGCAUCAUGGACUAGGUACAGCGGCGACAUUGCUUUUUUCCUCCCCACCACAAAAGCUCCAGCCAAGACCAGGAUCAAGGUCAAAGAGUAUGGCACCAUGCAUGCAAGGGCAGUUUUUAAGGGCGGAGGCCCGUUCACCAUCAAGGCAUCGAGAGACAUGGUGGCACAAGCUUUGCGCAGACUGGGAUACCUGGACGGCCACUUGAGCUGCGACUUGGCUGAGGCAUUGCUCGCAUUUGUGAACCUUCCAGAGAACAAGCAGGCCCUUCGGAAAAGAUGCGAUGCUCUGCCUACUCCUACUGACACAGUGUCGGACGUAGUGCAGAAGCUGCAUCGCGCGUUUUUGGCCCAUGAUACUGGUGGCCGAUGGCGUGUUGCCCCCAGUGACACCCAAGUCCGCAAAACACUGUGCAAGCACGGCUUCUUGAUGGAUGAGGCGGCCCCACAGAGCCAAGUGCUUGAAGCUAUGCAGCAGUUUGCGCGAGGCCGUGGCUUGAAGGAGAUGCGCAGCUACAUUGGAUAUGUCUUCAGGAUUCAGCAGCACAUGUAUUGUUCAGAUCCCACCAAGGUUGGAAACGUUGAUUUCCGGGCCUGA
Messenger RNA from Symbiodinium natans, 1515 nucleotides. Lineage: Eukaryota; Dinophyceae; Suessiales; Symbiodiniaceae. The record is from the annotation of a GenBank genome assembly.